This is a messenger RNA of Pelobates cultripes (western spadefoot toad), 10470 nucleotides long. The record is from the annotation of a GenBank genome assembly. Lineage: Eukaryota; Metazoa; Chordata; Amphibia; Anura; Pelobatidae.
AUGCCAUUCUUGAACAAGGAAUAUUUGACCCUGGUGCCCUCAUCUGUAAACCCACAGUGUUUGUUUGGGGGUUCCUGCCCCUCUGUAUGGCAGAAUACGAUGGUUAUGUCUCAGGGCACAUACACUUUCCUUAGUUGCUUUGCUGGAUUUUGGUUAAUUUGGGGAUUUAUUGUACUCCUCUGCUGCCUCUGUAGCUUUCUCAGGCGCCGGAUGAAGAGACGCCGGGACGAGAGGUUGAGGGAACAGAGCUUGCGUUCAGUGCACAUAGAACCACUGCAAUACGAGGAGUAUGUGAGCAGUCCCCGCAUUCCUGUGUCACACAGGAUACGGGCACAGCAGGCCCAACCAUCACAGCCACCAGCUGCACAAGCUAGGCCCUGGUCUGCCUCCACCCGCAGGAAUGGUAAGGAAAAAAUAUGAAAUUCGCACACACUUAUACUCAUACAUGCCCGUUUCCAAGGUAUGAAGAAGAUACAAGUCUUAAUGGACACAAAUAACAGUGACAGUUGUACCAGACUGGUCAUCGUGCCAUCUCAUCAGUUCAUCUCAUCGGGUUAUCUCAUAAUUGUAGAUUAAAUUGGGAUCCUUAAAAUUUAAAGCACUUACAAACUCUAAUUUACUGGAUUUAAAAAAAAAAAAUUUUGCACAUAAGAAAGAGCCUCAUUUAUUUAAUUGUUGACCAAUUUGGAUAUAUAUCGAGAUCUCACCAUGUUCUUUCAGGGUCUUUUCUGAACAUUUAGGAUGGGUUAUUAUGAGCAAAUUUAAGAAGAUAGGUCUCGAUUCAAUAUUUUUAGAUAAGCUUUUCAAAUGAUCAUAAACUGGGUACACCAGAAUAAUUCCACCAAUAAACUCUGCUCAUUUAGAAAAGUAACAGAUAAAGUCUAUGGGAAUUUUGGUAGCUAAAUUCUUUGAAACAUUUUUCUAACAGAUCAUGAUCAUUUGAAGUUUAUCUGAAAAUGUUACAAAUAUAUAUACCAUUUAUCUGUUAUCUUUUUCUUUUUAAUUAGAUAUUUUAAAUUCCAGGUAUGCUUAGCUUGACGUUGGCUUAUCCUCUCAUGGCCAUUGGAGGUAACUAAAAAACCUCCAUUUGUUUAAAAAUACAUAGGGAUUAAGGAGAGAGCGCAGGUAACUUGUUUUUCCUGUACUUAUAUUUCUGUUUAUGGGGACAUUUCUCUUGUUCCCAUCACAGAAAAGAACAGGAAGGUAUUUGUUUUAAUUAUCACCUAGACUUGUACACACCGAAAAUUCGGUGUGGUUGAACUAUUUUUUCCAACAGUAGGCAAUUUUUCAGGACACUCUUAUUUCGAUGAAUUUUUUUGGUUCGGCUUUGGAGAAUUUUGGUACUGAAAACCGAUCCAGAAACAAAUCGGAUGACCUAAAGGGGUGCAACAAUGGGGUAAUCAUUGUACAGCGCAAUAUAGACAUUAUAUAAUAGUAUGUCUGUAUUUGGCAGUACACUGAUAGGAGAAUUUUCCCGACUUGGGUGGAAUUCAGAAUCACGAAUAAAAGAACAUGUUCAGCCAUUCUGCGUCUCAUUUGGUUCCUCAUUUGGCUGCAUCUGGCUCCGAGUUUGGAAAUUGGGCCAAUCACCCAAUCAGCCCAUUUUCAGACGAAUUGCAGUUUGGAUUGAAACAAAUCUAUUAUCAACAGACAUCAUGAAAAUAUGAAACUUGAGCCUAGAUACAAUACUAUGUGAAACAUUGUGUAGAACAUUCCAUAAAACCAUUAAAAAUAAUUAUAGUAGGAAGUGUGCAGCUUAGAGCUGUUAUGAUUCUUGGAGUGUCACUUUAAGGGUAAAAUAAGCUACUAUAAACGGCUUUUCUUAUGAUGCUUAUGGAGUCACUCUAAAAGCAUAUGAGCCAUUAGGGAAAUCACAAAAAAAUAAUAUAUCAUUACCUUACUUGCUUGGAAUCUAAUUCAUGAAUAUUCACUGACCUGAUGUUAUGCAUUGUAUUGCGCAUUGCAAUGGAACAUUCCCAUGAGCAAUAUUAAGAAAAUAAUAUUUAUUAAACAUAUUAUUGGCUGCGGCAAUGGGGUAGUCGUAGCCAGUAAUCCCGUGGGAAAUCUGUGAGUGUACUUUUGUUUUUUUGAGGAUGCGACAUUGCAAUCUUAUUACAGGACAGGGUAUUUAACAGUUAAUUUAAAGGGACACUAUAUGCAUUUAAACAAUUUCAGCUUAAUCAAGCUGUUUUGGUGUAUAGGUUAUACAACUGUGGUCUCAAUGCUCAAUUCACUGCCAUAUAGGAUUUAAAUCAUGUUUGUUUCUGUUUAUGCAGCCCUAGCCACACCUUCCCUGGCUGUGACCAAAAGUUUUUAUUACCUGCUUUAAAUUGAACUUUAAUCACACACCGGGGGCUCCUGUAGGGUCUAGGACGCUAUUAACAGAUCAUUAACCGGUUACAGGAAACAGAAACUCUGCGCGGAACAGGAGUUUCUGUUUCCUGUAACCGGCCGGACUGACAGGAAGUGCACACUCAGCGUGAGCCUUCCUAUCAGUCUGGCCGGGCACCGUGGACCAGCGAGCAGCUCGGCCACGCUACAGGGGAGGGGGGGAGAGGAGCAGCUGCAGCCGCCUGAGGCUCUUAACAGAGCGCUCAGGCGGCUGCAGCAUUUAAAGGGCCGGCCCUGCAGCGGCCGGUCCCAACAGAAUUUAGGGCGGCCUGGGGGGCAAUUGCCUCCCUGCCCCCGGCCCAGCCCGCCCCUGGUGGCAGGCAUGCCGGUCUCACCAGAGUUAGAGACAGAGGAUCAGCUAGAACAUUAACAGAGUGUGCUGGCUCCCUCCACAAAGCCACUUGACCACCAGGGAAUGCAAUCUCCCCCCUCCCUGGACACUUAAGGAACAUGGAGGGGGAAUAAAGAAGAUGUGCUGAUAUAAAGGUAAAAAAAAUAAAUAAAAUAAAAAAUAAAAAUGCUUCCACCCCCCUCACCCCCAGAAUGCAGCCCAUAUCCUUACACAAACUCUGCAGUCACUAUAUACACUCUGCAUUCCCUACACAUACACUACAUUCCCUAUAGACACUCUGCAUUCACUACACAUACACUAUAUUCACUAUACACACUCUGCAUUCACCACACACACACACACUACAUUCACUAUGCACACAUUGCAGUCACUAUAUACACUCUACAUUAAGUACAUACUACAUUCACCACACACACUACAUUCACUACAGACACACUACAUUUACUGUACACACUAUGUUCACUACAAACACACUACAUUCACUAUACAGACUAUUCAGUCACUAUACACACUCUACAUCCACUACACAAACACACACUAUGCAUCUAAUUCACACAAACACUACAUACAUCACACAAAUGUACACGUGCACUGGCGUACAUACCAGGGUCGCAGGGGUCGCGGCUGCGACCGGGCCCGGCCCACCAGGGGGCCCGGCCGCCCCUGCGACCCGGUAUGUACGCCCAGGGCCAGCCUCUUCCCCUGGGGGGCCCAGGAGCCGACCACCACAGGGCCCACCGAGGCUGGCCCUGCUGACCCCAGCGGGCUGCCUGGCCGGUCGGGCAGGUGGGCGCGCGAGGGAGCACUCAGUGCUCCAUCUUCAGCUCCCUCGCGCACCGCAUAGGGAUGCCGGAGCCGGAAGAUGACGUCAUCUUCCGGCGCCAGCAUCCCUACACGGCGCGCGAGGGAGCUGAAGAGGGAGCACACAGGGGAAAGUGCUCCCUCGCGCGCAGGCCAGGCAGCCCGCCCACCCAGUGACCAGGAGCCCAGCAGCACCACUGGACCCCAGGGAAUCCCCCCAGCACUCCAAAAGGUAAGGAGGCUGGAGGGGAUUAUAUUUGAAAAAAAAAAUGUGUGUGUGUGUGUGUUAGUGUAUGUGUGUGUUAGAGUGUGUGUGUUAGUGUUAGUGUAUGUGUGUGUGUUAGAGUGUGUGUGUGUUAGUGUAUGUGUGUGUGUGUGUGUGUUAGAGUGUGUGUGUGUUAGUGUAUGUGUGUGUGUGUGUGUGUUAGUGUUAGUGUAUGUUGUGUGUUAGAGUGUGUGUGUGUGUUAGUGUGUCAGUGUUUGUGUUAGUGCGUGUGUUAGUGUGUGUGUCAGUGAAUGUGUCUGUUAUUGGGUGUGUGUCUGCUAGUGAGUGUGUUACUGUGUGUGUCUGUUACUGAGUGUGUUUGAUGUCUGUUAGUGAGUGUGUGUUUGUCAGUGAAAGUGUAUGUAUGUCUGUCGCUGAGUGUAUCUCUGUCAGUAAAUGUGUGUGUCUGUUAGCUAGUGUGUAUGUGUCUGUUCGUGAGAGUGUGUGUGUGUGUGUGUCUUCAGCAUUUACCUUUCUCCAGCGUCGGUCUCCCCAGUGUCUGCCACUCAGCUCCGAAAUGCACAUGCGCGGCAAGAGGCGCGCGCGCAUUUAAACCGCCCAUAGGAAAGCAUUACUCAAUGCUUUCCUAUGGACGUUCAGUGUCUUCUCACUGUGAUUUUCACAGUGAGAAUCGCGGAAGCUCCUCUAGCAGCUGUCAAUGAGACAGCCACCAGAGGCUGGAUUAACCCUCAGUGAAACAUAGCCGUUUCUCUGAAACUGCUAUGUUUUCAGCUGCAGGGUUAAAACUAGAGGGACCUGGCACCCAGACCACUUCAUUGAGCUGAUGUGAUCUGGGUGUCUGUAGUGGUCCUUUAAGUGUGUGUGCAUACCGCGGUCGCGGGGUCGCAGCCCUGCAACCCCUGCGACCAGGUGCCCGCCACCAUGUGUUGUGACCCCGACCCGCGCUGAGUAAGCGCGCGGGGGGGGCCCACGGAUCAAUUUUUGCACCGGGGCCCCAUGGGUCAUGUGUACGCCACUGUACACGUGCAUUCAUGACAUACACCCCAUCAACUUUAUACACACACAGUCUGCAUCCACUACACACAUUCUACAUCUAUUAUACAAACACUACAUUCAGUACACACACAUUUCAUCCUUGUGGGCUGACUCAGGAUGGGCCCUGUGUGCAGCCUCGGGGUGGCCCUGUGGGAUGGACUUUAGGGCCUUGUCAGGGGUUCUGAAAUUUCUCAACCUUCUGUUUUUUUCUCCAAUAUCCACCUCACCCUACUUGUGUGUUUCUCUCUUUUUAUCCUCCUAUGAUUGAUCGGGGUGAUCUCUCUAACCCCUAUUUUCCCUCACCCCAUUGUGUUUUCUUUACAUUCUAUCUCCCCCACCUCCCCAUGUACCUCUCUUAUUCUACAUAUUUGCACUCGCCCCUUGUGUCUCUCUAUUCCCCAAUCUCUCCUGACUCCAUUUUGUCAUACAUCAAAAAUUUGGUAGUAAUUUGAAUUUGCAUCUUCCAGAAUUUGUAUAUUGUUUUUUUUAAUCUAAUAGAAAUCACAGAUCUAAUUAGUGGAAGCAAGCACUGACCAAACUUCAGCAGUCAAAUGGUACAUACAAGUAACCUAUUGUACUUAUGCAUAGGAAUAGCAUCUGUUUGAUGAACAUCCUGUUCUAAAAUCAAUUGUGAUAAGGACUAGUUACUAUAAUCUAACAGAUUACAGUUAAUAGGAGCCAUUUAAAACACUGAGGUAGGUCAUUCUAACAGCUAUAAUUUGUAAAAUCUAUGGGUUCCAAGCCAACAUGGGGGGCAUAGGGAGAAAGCAUUAGCUUCUACCAAUUAGUCAAUACUGAAAAUAGACUGGUAAUGCGAACAACUGAGUGAAUGUGAAGAAAAAAAACGAGAACGUCACAGGAUGUAGUGAGGGUUGACGUGACAGCACUAUUAUUACUUGCUGGUUAAACGGUCUCAUAUUGCUGUACAAGCACGAAUCUCAACCAUUCAUCAGAGACAACAUACCAAGCGUUAUAAAUAACUGUAGUGCUCGUACACAAAAGACUUGUGCUUUACUAGGGUGGAUAAAUAAGCUAUUCGGGGUAAGUCGCAAAGACUAGUCUGUUUCAGACUGCAGAGAAGAGCAUUUGGUGAAGUUUCUUCAUCUGGUGGGGCAAUGGACAUUGUGCUAGCGCUCCAUAUAGCACUCUCUCUCCCUUUGACAGCUGACUGAAGAUGAACAUAGUUCUCCUCUGUGUGUAGUUUACAAGACCCUUCUUCUGAACUCUAGGGGGGGAAAAAAAAUCACAAAAAAUAUAUAAAUAUUUAUAAGGCACAGCCUAAUUCUAACAUCAGAGGACAUAGCAUAUAAACUAGUGUCAUCUCACAUUCUGCAACUGUAAUAGUCUCCCAACACUUUUGCCAAGUGACUUGUGCAUUGUCUACCAGUGAUAUAAACCUGAAGUAAAUACAGUCAGUUGGAUGAAGUUGAGUUAAAUACCCCAUAGGCUUAGUCUUUUCGUUUCAAACAUAUAUAACAUUAGAACAGGCAGAAAAAAGACUUGCAUCUAUCAGGUUUAGCCUUUCUCACGUCUGUUUUUCCUGUUGAUCCAAAAAAAUGCUGUCCAAUUUCGCAACAAACCGAAACCCCUCAUAUACAGUUGUGCUCAGAAGUGACCUCAUAUACAGAUGUGCUCAGAAGUUUGCAUACCCUAGCAGAAAUUGUGAAAUCUCGGCAUUGAUUUAGAAAAUAUGACUGAUCAUGCAAAAUAAUGUAUUUUAUUUUAUGAUAGUGAUCAUAUGAAGCCAUUUAUUAGUUGUUUGGCUGCUUUUUUAAAUCAUAAUGAUAACAGAAAUCACCCAAAUGGCCCUGAUUCAAAGUUUACAUACCUUUGAAUGUAUGGCCUUGUUACAGACACACAAGGUGACACACACAAGUUAAAAUGGCAGUUAAGGGUUAAUUUCCCACACCCGUGGCAUUUUAAAUUCCACUUGCAUUCCAAUCACAUUCCACUUGCUUAACAGAACAUACAGUGUCAGGAAUAGUGAAUUCCUCACACUAUAGUGUUUAACUAACUAUAUUUAGGUCAUCGGCCCCUUUCUGAUCACAUGGAAAAGGUUUACUUAGCUUUUUUUUUUCCCCGGCACUGCUGAUGAUUGGAUGAUCUUAAUGAUCUUAGCCAAUUCAGUGCUUUCCCAUAGAUUGGGAGGCUAUUACGCAUGCGCAGAAAAACGCCACGCUGCGCCAAUAAGCAACGUCUCUUAGAGAUGCAUUGAGUCAAUAUAUCUCUAUGGGAAGUGCUCAGCAUCUGCAUGCAGUGCCGUGCAAUGUGCAGCACUGGAUCAAGAAGCACCUCUAGUCGCCAUCUCAGUGACUGCCACUAGAGGUGUUCCUAGGCAGCAAUGUAAACGCUGCCUUUUCUAUGAAAAGGUCGAAUUUACAGUGCUCAGCUUGCAGGGACAGACUAUAAACACCAGAAGCUACAUUUAGCUGUAGUGCUUCUAGUGACUAUAGUGUCCCUUUAAUAUUUGGAUUUAACCCAUGUCUGACAUUCGAACAUACCCCUUCAACCUCUUCUAUUUAUCUAUCCAAUGUGUAUCCAUUUAAAGGGCAACUGUCACCUCAAAACCAUUUUUAACAUAAUAAUCCCUCUCAAGAUUUGAAAGGAAAUAUAUCUCUUUCUAAAUGAAGUAAAGAGUUGUGGAUUUAAAAAAUUAUAUAUUAAUAUAUUUGCCCAUGGCACUAAAGUGGUAGCCCAAUCAACUUCUCUCCAUCAUGACAAUCUACCUGUCCUGACCCCAAGAGCCCUGGACAUUGUGAACAUUCAUUAAAUAGUCCUGUCAAAGUAGAUCAGAAAGAGAAAAUGGAGGUGUCUCAUGGAUGGUGUCUCACCCUCUGUCCUCCUAUUGUCUCCCCUUUUUCAUAGUGUGUGCUUGCCAUGUGUCAUCGGGGUAUGAUGUGUGCUUGCUGUGUGUCAUGUAUGUGCAGUGAGUGCUGGCUGUGUGUCGUGUGUGGUGUGUGUACAGAGAAAACUUAGUGCAAGUUUGGUGAAUGCUGGCUUUCAGUGACAGAUGGUAAAGUUUUAAGAUGAUGGGGCGCCAGACCCCCAGAAUUUUACUCCUGUCUGUACAGUACAGAGAUUGAGAGCAGAGCAUAAUACAGAGAUGUCUACACAUAUAUACAUAUAUAUUAUAUUUUUGUUAUUUUAUAUAUAUAUAUAUAUAUAUAUAUAUAUAUAUAUAUAUAUAUAUAUAUAUAUCAUUGAGCUGAGUACAAUACAGAGAUAACCAUGCCACAAACAGAACUAAGAAAAAAUAGGGAUUUAAUACACAGUGCUGGACACAACAAAAAAAUACCCAUACAAUACACAGAGCUGGGUAAAUAAGGAGAUACUCCUAACUAUUCCACACAGCCAGGAUGACCAUGAUGGAUUAAACAGAGCUGCAAUACAGAUAUACCCACAAAGUAAAUGUCUCAAAAUGUAGCUUUCUUUUAAAUAUUGCUGCUCUUAAGAAAUAUGUCAGAUACUCCAUUAGCUCUCAGCACAUAGUGUACACAUAGUUAAGGCAUCAAUAUACUGAUAGUUUCCAAACACUUCAGUUACCUGACUCCCUAAUAGCUCUCAGCACACAGUGUGCACGGGGUUAAAGCAGCAGAAUACUGAUAGACUCGGUAUUACCUUUGCAGAUGGCAGUAUAACUAAUCUGCAGUGGGAAUAUGUACCACUGCAGAUUAGCUAUAUUGCCAGCUGGAUGGUUAACAGAAGCAUCAAUCAGUACAGAUUAAAACACAUUGAAAUCAGAAUGAGAUCAGUCCUCUGAGUCACAGCCCCAGUCCCAUAGUUCCCCAUGCCGGCGCCAUGCACGCCAGGCUGCCUGCCAAUCAUUUUAACCAUCCCACUGAGGUCUGACCCUGAUAUAAGCACUGCUUCAGUGGUCCCUGUUAGGUCCUAGUGCCCUAUUCAUAGCACAAGUACAUCUAUUGAGGCGUGAGGAUGUCCAGCGUCAUUUAACGGAAUCAAACUCAGUAAAAAGCCAGUAAGUACUUCUAGAAGCUUUUUGGUAGACAGCUUCUAAAGGCAGGCUCAAUCUGCAGUGUAAACAUUGCAGUUGUUCUGAAAUUGCAAUGUUUGCAGCUGCAGGGCUAAAAUGACACGGACAUUGCACCCAGACCACUUCAAUGAGAUAUCCUAGAUUGUCCCUUUAAGGAGCAAACUUCUGGAAUAAAAGGGAAUCAUGACAUGUCACACAUGUCAUGUGUCCUUAAGGGGUUAAAAGAGAUGGUGGGUAUGUACAGUAGGAGUUAUUAGAACUAUUAGUGACAGGCAGCACAGGGCUUUGUGUCAGAAAUGGCCCCCUCACCUUGUCACCCCUGGGCAUUUCUGGAUUUAUGUAUUUGAGUAAAUUCCCUUGCGUAAAUCCCCCAGACCAUGGGACUACUGGGAAAAAGAAAUAUAUAUAUAUAUUAUACUUGUAUUUGGCAAGGGCCAAGAGCUGCUUCUCUACUUUAUUUUUGCUGCUUUCAAUAUGGCUUCUUGAUUCUCUCUCCUAAAGGGCACUGUAACCACACCCCCUAGUGCUAUCAGCCAAUGAUUGCCCCAGAAGAGGUGAGGCAAAUAGCAUGCUGGCUCUGCUGUCCAAAUGGCAACUCAAUGGGAAUUCCUACAAACUCCUUCUUGAAAGACACUAGGCAUGUGCAAAACUUGCUGAAACAGGGCAGAUUUAAAAGCAGCCACAUUGUUUAGACAUGCCUAGAUGCUCUCAAACAAGUUUAUCCAACAGCUACAACGAGGGGCAAGGGCCCUUUAGAACUGAAACCUAUUACAAAAUUAUAGAGAUAUUAAUUUUAUCCCAUAUAUAUUUGGCUUACCACCCUCCCCUUCAGAAAAAGAAUCUUAGUGUUUCUAAAUGAUUGCAAAUAUUUUUCCCAAAUAAAAAAUGAUGGGCAAGCUUACAUUGGUUCCCAUCAAAAUUAUGAAAAUAUAUAUAAAUAAAAUGAAAGGGAUAUUCAAGGUACUAUAUCCAUUUCAUCUCACUGAAUUGGUUAUAGUGCCUAGGGUCCCCUGAGAUGUAGUGGUUAAUGCCUAGAAAGGCCCUUUAAAUUAAGAAAUGGACUUGCAUAUCUUUAAACAACAUGAGGUUUCCAUGAUUUUUUGGUCUUUAGCAGUAAUGGUCAACAUCCAUGUUCUACCAGGCUGCUUAGAAAAUGGUUAAUUCAGAUGCACACCUGUUUCCAAUCUUGGGUGUUCACAAUAAACUGGACCUUAGACACUAGAAAGGCGAUAAACAAGCAGCUAAUAACGAUAUGGGUUUACCAUUGUAACUCUCUCUUGUGUCAUAUUUACAGAGCCAGAUCUUUCUCAGCCCCCAUGUUACGAAGAGGCAUUGCUGAUGGCUGAACCACCGCCACCUUACAGUGAGGUGCUCACUGACACACGUGGUAUUUACCGAAAGAUCCUCAACCCUUUCCUAACUGUCCAGGAUGAAGUGGUAAAACCAGAGCAACCCCUGAGCCAUAAACAGCAUCUGGCAGCACCGGCACACACUCAGCCUCUUCCCGGAGCCCUGAGCUCACAGAUUCCCGUCAGCCUUUCACAGGAAGUACAUAGGCCAAGACCACCAUCCUGGGCUGGCUCCGACAUAAGUAGUGGAGGACUGCACAGACUGCCUGGGGGCUGCCAGCUCAUCUUCCCUAUUCCUCUUCUGGGCAGGACUACAGCUGUUUAA